Molecule: messenger RNA, 4307 nt
Organism: Acipenser ruthenus (sterlet)
Lineage: Eukaryota; Metazoa; Chordata; Actinopteri; Acipenseriformes; Acipenseridae
Product: UPF0547 protein C16orf87 homolog
Exons: 4
Coding region: 205-681 (158 amino acids)
Source: RefSeq, a predicted model, not a curated record
AGGCAGAAAAGCGCAUGCUCAAUCCGGCGUGUGAUUGUUGCCGAUCGCUGGAGAGUGGUUGGGGUCGAGUCAGCCUCACUUUUUUUUUUUUUUUUUUUUUUUGACUGGGAAGGCAGAGCUGAAUUUUCAGUACUGCUUACUGAAUACAAUAUCGCUGGAUUAAACAAUUUAUAUAUACAAUUUGCCGCACAGAGCGCAGUAAGCAUGUCUGGAAAUAAAGCCAAAAAAGUAAAAAUGGCCACCAAAUCGUGUCCAGAGUGUGAUCAACAGAUUCCUGUAGCGUGUAAAGGGUGUCCCUGUGGCUAUGUGUUCAUUAGCCGGAAACUUCUAAAUGCCAAGCAAGCAGAGAAAUCGUCAUCAAUAGAUAACAAAUCUGAUGCAAAGAGGAGAAGAACAGAAAGAAUACGCAGAGGAAAGAUUAACUCAACUGCAACCAAAGAUUUAGAAAACAGGAAACGCUCCAGGACAAACAGCCAUUCCGAGCACAUUCGCAGAGGGAGAGGGAGACCUAAAAGUGUGUCAAGCAAGAAGCACGAGGAAGAGAAAGAAAAACAAGACAAAGAAAUCGACAUAUAUGCCAGUCUUUCAGAUGAGAAGGCUUUUGUCUUCUCUGUGGCUCUGGCAGAAAUCAACAGAAAAAUCCUCAAUCAAAGGCUGAUUUUACAACCACCAGACUGUUAACCGAGUCAAAUGAAAUGACCAAACUCAGGACCUGCCCUGCAGAAACUCAUGAAUGACCUUGGUGGACCUUUAUGUAGAAUUGCGACCCGGAAGUACUGUACUGCAUGAAGGCGUUGCACUGCCAGUUAAUCAGACCUGCUGGCUUUCCAGGGACACUGGUGAUGAGGAGGACUUUAUAAGCACCUGGAUGCAUAGGACUUAUAUUUAAUAUUUCCUACCUGGUAAAUGUUGAUGGAAUAUAGCAGUCAAAUAUUUACUUCUUAAUCAUAUUUUAAAAUAUAUUGUUGUACAUACAUUAUGCCAAAAUAUUAAGACACUUAUUUUUGUUUUCUUUCUCGUAAAGUACAGAAAACGUUCUCUUUUUAGAGACAUGGUGUUGUGCACUUGGAAAGACAGAUUAGUAAUUCAGUUAUAUGUCUUGUAUGUGAAAAGGUUUAAUCAUUCAUAAAAAUAAAUGUAUGUCAUUGAAACCUUGUUGCACCUUAGAUAAAAAAAAUAUGGCAACAUAUGCCACUUAUUUAUUUACAUACACCUCCUUUGUAUUUUAAAAUGUACUUCACUCAAUACCCAUUUAAUUACCUGCUCUGUACUGCAAUAAAUAAUUAAAUGUAAUAACGUGGCCAACUGUAUUUCUCCAAAGACAAUCAAGCAUGAUUUUUCAGAUUGGGCAUCCUUUUCCUGUCUAACUGUUUUGCUACACACUUGUAGCAAUAUGCAGGGGUGUCAAUACUGGUGUUGUGUCUAAAUGGUCUAAAUGCUAAUACAGAACAAGGCUCACCAAGAUAAAUUCUGUCGCUCACCACUAUAAAUGGGGUAAAAACACUUGGAAAUUUAGACCAUGGCCUCCAAUGCUAUAUCCCCACACACUGCGCUUUGGGCUUAUUUGGGUUUCUCUCAUGCAGUUUAAAUAGAACUAGUGGACCACAUGAUGCGUAACUUCAUAUAUUGCAGGGUAUGUUAAUUUUACUUGUGUUCAUUCUUCUUUUUUUUUUUAAGAACAGACAAUGUAGCUGAUUUCAAGGAUUCAAUUCCAUUAAAGGACAAUGCGCUCUGAUUCUCAAAUUAACAGCAAAUUCAAGUAAAACUCUAGCAUGUUGUAUGAUGUCACGUUGUUUAUUCGUUGCUAAACUGCUUGGUUUCAUUUGCAUGGAGUCCCAGCAAUAUUUUGUAACUGUAUUCUACCUAUGAGUUUUUUUUUUUUUUUUUUUUAAAGCUGUAGAGUUGCAGUUCUUUUCCUUCAGUUGCUAUAGCUGUAACUGAAUUACAAAUAAAACCCUCUGUUUUAUAACAGUUUUUUUUCACCUGCCUAUGAUAAUGACCCCAGCACUGGUAAGAGGUGACAAGCAGCAGCCAGCCAUCUGCUCAUUAGUGCGAUCCCUGGAGAAUGAAGAUGGAAAGACAGUAGGAAAAUUAAGUGCACCUGGUUUCUAUCCUGAGGCCCAGUUGUUUUUUGCUGGUAAAAUAACAUGCCAUUAUCGAUUCAUGGUAUACAGUAAUAAUUGCAUGUUUAAAUGUUAAUGUUUCUAUACAAACUACUGUGUGUUCUCAUGCAAAUGACUUGUAUUGUAAUCUAAAUAAUGGACAAAGUAUACAGGUUUGGGGAUUUCUGUAGUUUCUCUUUUAUAUUUACUCAAUGUAGAUUCCACUUAAGCAGUUUGUCAGUCAUUCUUGCUCUCUUGGUUUUAGUUUUUAGUCACACAUGUUUUCACAGGUUAGUUUCAAGAGUUGGUUGUAAAGGGAAAUUUGUAGCACAGUAAAAUUAGAAUGUGACCAAAACUGCUCGAGCUGUGUCUUCUCAGCCAAAUACUGUGCUUGUUCAGCAGUGGUAUUUAUAACAGCAUCUCAAAAGUAAGAUGUUUUCUUGAUUUUUAGUAAUAAUGUACUAUUUGUAUGAAUCUGACCAAAACUGAUCUGUACAAAUAGAUGCAAAAGGAUUGCUACUAUCCUGAUGGUCCACCCUGCUCACUAAGAAGGUGUUAUAUUACAUUUGUUUUUGUAAUAACAUCUUUGCUAGUUUUACUUAAUAAGUGAUUUGUAAGGGAAACAAUUAGCGUUUUGUAACACCAGGUCUGUGGCAUUAAAAUAUACCAUUUAUGUAAAGUGUGUUUUGAGCAAGGCACUCCAAAACUGCAUUGGUCUUCCCAGCUGUUAAAAUAUUCACUAUCCCUGUAGAUCCCAUCCUGAAUAAUUUAUUUCUGUGUAAUUCAGAAGGUUUUUUAGUUUAUUUAUUUAUUUAUUUAUUUAUUUAUUUAUUAUUUUACAAUGUAUCUCCAUUAUUUUAAAUUUACACCAGUAUCACUAGAACAUUUACAUAAACAAACUUUAGAGCUAGAAACUCGCACUAGUCCUGCACCCAGUCCUUGGUUUCAGAAUAUUAUUUAAAUUACAAGGUGCCCAGAGCUUGAUCAGUCAGGCCCUGCUAAAUAUGCUUUUGAACUGAUCACACUUUUCACAGCAUGAAUAAGUCACACUUGAGUCUGUAGUUUACUAUGGUAAUAAGAUAUAAUCCUGGUUCCUGUUAUUUCUGAAACCCAGUUUCAAGCCCUGCUUUAAAUGUUAUUUCUGUGAUACUUCAAUUGGAAUUAAUCGACAUCAACAUAAACAUUUUAAUUUAAAUGUGUUACCGGUGUUUAUUCUUCAAUGUAUUUGACAUGUGUAGGCUGUUGCGUCUUAUUAAGUACAAGCUCGCUACAGGUAAUUUUAUAAGUACUGUGCAUUUCAGAAAGGCAAGUAAUUUAAGCACACAGAUUGUAUAUUUAAGCUUUGGUUUGAAUUUCAAAGGAAAUCGCAGCUCUUCAUGUGAAUGUAAUCGGUCAAAGACAGAUGGUUAUUAUUAGUUAUUCUGUUUCUUGCAGCAAGGUCAGUUGCAAUUCUCUUUUACAACAAGUAAAUAGCCAAGAGCAUAAGGAAUAAUUAGGCUUUGAAAGUAAAGUUGAAGAGCAUUACAUAUGCUUAACUAGCUUAAAGGAGAUGGUUUUAGAGACAGUGAAAGCAGUGCAGUGUGUUUUAAGCCUGUCUAAGCAGGAAGCCCUUUUAAAUUAUAAAGGCUGGUCACUGCUGGUUACAGUUAUCUCAAAGCACAAUGUUGUAAAAAUGGCUUAUUAGGGAAUCGUAAAAUACACUAUUACAAUAUUAAUGGUACUUGCUGCUGUCUAAUUAUAAUAUUCACUGUUUAGGUUUAGAUAGGAUGUGCAUAGUAACGCAUUUUGAAGCAUUAACCAAAAAAAAAAUACAAAUGUUGUCCACCAGCUGCUAAAAAUUCAAAGGCACAAUUAUCAACCAUUUGACACCUUUUAAUCUAUCGAUACAAUGCAUUUGAGCUUUUUGUGUGUAAGUGCUGUAUAAUUGAAAAGCAUAGCUGAGUUUCACAAACAAGGCAAAUACAGCUGCAGUCUUGCAGGACACAGUCUUGUGUUCUUCUAUGAUAUAACUGGAUCAGUGUUUUAAUAAAAUAAGAAAGUUGUGGUAACAUAUUCAAAUCUAUUACUUUUUAACAGGAUUCGCUCUGUCAGGGGUGACUGUUUGCUGCUUACGUAGGCUCAAUAUUUUCCACUCCUCUUUGGCAGUCGCAGCUACACAGAUUGAAAAUGGAAAUUAAGAGGUCAUGCUCCGAGUAGAAUGGGAAG